AUGGGAGAAGGAGGAGGGGGAAGAAGAGGGACUUCAAAGCUGAGAGAAGCAGCAAGGAAGGUGGCUGUGGCAGCAGCUUAUGCAUGUGGCUCUUUCUCAAGGAGAAAGGCUUUGGUGGAUCCAGUCUCCAUUGACACCUCUUGUAGUCUAUCUGCCACUGCCUCAAAUUCUUCAUUUGUGUCUCCAUCAAGAACAAAAAAUUCCCCAGGGGAGGUAAUAGAAGAAACAGAUUCUGGUAUAACUACCAACAUCAACAAUGAGUUUCAUGGCAAGAAUUUGUGUGCAAUAUGUUUAGAUCCUCUGAGUUACCACAGCAAGGGAAGUAGUCCAGGUCAAGCUAUAUUCACUGCUCAAUGCUCUCAUGCAUUCCAUUUUGCCUGCAUCUCUUCCAAUGUCCGCCAUGGUAGUGUCACUUGCCCCAUUUGUCGUGCCCAUUGGACCCAGCUCCCUCGCAACCUAAACAACAACCUUGGUGGUCCUUUUACUUCUACCAACCAAAGUGAUCCCAUUCUCCGAAUUCUGGAUGAUUCCAUUGCCACCUUUCGCGUUCAUCGCAGAUCUCUUCUACGCUCUGCACGCUAUGAUGAUGAUGAUCCUGUUGAACCUGAUGACACACCUGACAGUCCUAAGCUGUGUUUCUCUCUUGUGCCUACUCCACCAAAUGCACCAACCAGUUACCAUCCAGCUUUGCAAGUGACUAAACAUGCCUCGUGCCCUUGCCAUCUAUCAUGCCACCCUUUAACUUGCAGCUCCUCAUCACUGCUACAGUCUCCACCAAUGCAAACUCCUUAUAUGAUGUGCCCCUCCUCCAAUAGAGCCUACCUCUCUGUGAAACUGACCCAUGAACGAGCCACUGACUUGGUCUUGGUUGCUAGUCCAAAUGGACCACACCUAAGACUUCUCAAACAAGCAAUGGCUCUUGUGGUUUUCUCCCUCAGACAGAUAGACCGCUUGGCCAUAGUUACAUAUUCCUCAGCUGCGGCUCGUGUCUUCCCCUUAAGACGCAUGACAUCCUAUGGAAAGCGCACCGCCCUUCAAGUAAUUGACCGGUUGUUCUACAUGGGGCAAGCUGAUCCAGUUGAAGGGUUGAAGAAAGGCAUCAAAAUACUUGAAGAUCGUGUGCACAAAAACCCCGAGUCAUGUAUCCUGCACUUAUCAGAUAAUCCUACAAGACCAUACCAUGCUAUAAGCAUGGAACUACCUUCUACACCAAUUCAUAGAUUUCAUGUCGGAUUUGGCUUUGGCACUUCUAGUGGAUUUGUCAUACAAGAGUUUGAAGAGUUCUUGGCGAAGAUGCUGGGAGGCAUUGUGCGUGAAAUCCAGCUGAGAAUAUGUGGGGCUGGAGAGGAAGUUGGCAGUGGCAGAGUGAUAAGAAUUGGAGAGAUAAGAGGUGGAGAAGAAAGAAGGAUUCUGUUAGACCUUGGUGACUGCACUCAUGUGUAUGUGGAAUAUAGCUACAUUGAAGGUGAAAUUGAUGAGUGUGUUAGGAGGACAGGGGAAACUGUUGUAGGUGUUGGAGAACAUAAAGAUGAAGCUUCAGAAGGUGGUGAAGAAACAGUGAGGGAUAUAAACACAGGUGGUGGUGGUGGUAGGACUAGCAAUGUUGAAAGCUGGGAUUUUCACGACCCUUACAUGGCCAGAAGAUGGGCCAAACAUUUGCAUGGCUAUAGACUUUGA
Messenger RNA from Sphenostylis stenocarpa, 1677 nucleotides. Lineage: Eukaryota; Viridiplantae; Streptophyta; Magnoliopsida; Fabales; Fabaceae. The record is from the annotation of a GenBank genome assembly.